Molecule: messenger RNA, 854 nt
Organism: Mytilus californianus (California mussel)
Lineage: Eukaryota; Metazoa; Mollusca; Bivalvia; Mytilida; Mytilidae
Product: UPF0687 protein C20orf27 homolog
Exons: 4
Coding region: 108-608 (166 amino acids)
Source: RefSeq, a predicted model, not a curated record
GUUACCUCCCGUUUGUUGCAUUAACGAUAAACAUCUUUGCCAUGUUCAGAACAAAGUGAUCUUGGGGUAUAAACUCAGGUUAUUUAUCGAUCUGACAACAUUAGAGAAUGGAGACAAUAUCGGAGAAUUCCACCACAUCUGAUGGUGGCCAUGAAGGACAUGUACACUUCGCCCCAGAACAAGUGGAAUCUCAUAACAUGGAAAUCCAAGUGAAAAAUAUAAACGACGAUACAAUAGACAUACAUUUGGGUUUUCUAAAAGUCCAUCAUUACUAUGAAGUUUCCUUCUGUGUUCAUGAUAAGUUGGGAGAAGAUGUUGAAACGGAUCCAUUACAAAAUGUCCAUGUGACCGUACAACAGAUUACACCAACAGAAGCUGGAAAUGGUCAUUCGCUUAUGUUACAUUUUUAUGCUCAUAAAGAAAAGCUAUUAAAGGAGAUACUAUUCCUCAAAAGUUGUAGUGAUCCAGAAAAGACUGUGAAAUUAAUUUUACACGCUAGGGUGCUAGGUAGAGGAAAGGGAACACCCGCUUUAAAGAAUGGCAUCAAAUGUUUUAAAGUGGAUCCGGAAUAUGAUUCUGACGCUAUGAGUGACUGGCAAGGCUUUUAAUGUUUGUGAAUGUCAAGUUUUUUUUAAAAGUUCCAAACUACUUUCUACGUAUUUCAAGUCUGAUCCUUGUAAUGAAACAAUGGUAUUGACCUUUACUAAUAGAUGAGGAAUAUACUGUCGGUUGUUUUAUUGAUGACGUUUAAACUUCAAGGGAAUACUAGUAUAUGUUAUAAUAUUGUGUAUGUUGUAUCAUCAAAUGAUAUUUUAAUCAAAAGUCUGUUGUACAAAUUAGAUAUAUAAACGUCA